UGCAGUCCCCCUCCCGCUCCGGAUCCCCGUCAUGGUCCUGCUCAUCCUCUUGCCGCCACUCGGCUGCUCCUGCCUCAUCAUCCUGGCCUGCUUCUGGUGCCAUCGCUGCCGCCAGAAACGGAGACAGUCCCCGCGGGGCUUGGCCAGGACUGGAACUGCCACGGCGACGGCAGCAGCCGCGCGUGCACCCAGAGCCCCCUGUGCAGCCUGGCUCCACAAGGCUGCUGCGGCUGCCAGAAAGGCCUUCCGACGGGCCAGGCCUGCAUCGGCUGGAGACGUCCUGCAGGACAGAGCCAGAGGCCCUGACAUGGCUGCAGCCCUGGCCGGAAGCCCUUCCUACGUGAACGUGGGCCCUGCCGCUGCAGCACCUGCUGACAACACCUAUUCCCUGGCCAGCAACCCAUACGAAUUGCCUGACAGUGUGGAAACACCCAGAGCUUCCUACAUGACGAUGGGCCCCGCCGCUGCUGCACCUGCUGGCAAGACCCUCUACCUGGCCAGCAGCCAUUCCUAUGCAACUGUGGGGCCCCCCACUGCUGCACCUGCUGGCAAGGCCCUCCCCCUGGCCGGAAGCCCUACCUACGUGAACAUGGCCCCCAAUGCUGCUGCACCUGCUGGCAAGACCCUCCCCCUGGCCUGCAGCCCUUCCUAUGCGGCUGUGGCCCCCGACGCUGCUGCCUCUCCCAGCAAGACCCUGCCCCUGGCCAGCAGCCCAUAUGCGAGGCCUGGCAGGGUGGAGACACCCAGAGCUUUCUACACGGCUGCAGCUCCCCAUGUUGCUGCAUCUGCCAGUUGGCCUCUCCCCCCGGCUGCCAUAGCAGGGGCUGGCAUGGAGCAGGCACCCGGAGGCUCCUACGCAGCUGGUCCCCCUGACGCUGCAGCUUCCCGCGACACCCUCCCUCUGGGGGCCAGCGCCUCUGCCUUGGCUGGCGUGCUGGGCUCACCCGCCAGAGCCCCUGGCGCCGCAGCUGCCAGUGAGACCAUGCCCCUGGGGGCCAGCCUGGAAGAUCUUCCUCCUCCUCCCUCCCCUGCAAAGGAGCCCAGCGACCGGGAGUUUGUUUUCCCCUCUCCUCCUGCCUUCUCCCCAGCCGGCUCCAGGGGCAGCAUGCGGCUCCCCUCCUGAUUGGCUGUCCCAAUACAUGUCUGUCCCGGCCGAUGGGGCUACUCCUGUCUCUUUGACUCCCUGGCUCCUAGGCAAGCUGGGAGAUCACGCCUGGGUCAGCACAUGCUCCCUGCCAUGCAGAGAGCCAGGACCCAUCUCCCCCUGCAGCUGGGGCCCU
This is a messenger RNA of Pelodiscus sinensis (Chinese soft-shelled turtle), 1280 nucleotides long. NCBI's taxonomy places the organism in Eukaryota, Metazoa, Chordata, Testudines, Trionychidae. The record is from RefSeq and is a predicted model, not a curated record.